AUGAUCGCAGACGGGAAGCAAAGGCCAGGCCCCGAGCGAACCGAGGACCUUUACGACGGCGCCGUCUUCUCCGACCUCCUCGAGAUCCUCGACGAUCAGUACAACCCCUCUGAGCUGCAAGCAAACCUCGCAAACACUCGGCCUGUCGAGAAUAGGAGGCGGAACCUGCACGUUAUUCAUUUAGCCCUGAGAAGCCUGGUGCGGACCCAUUGCGCCGACGUCGAGAUGUUGAUCAACGACAUCAAUUUCCAAGCCCUGGACAAAGAGCCCCAGAAUGAGGGCAUGUCACAGAUCCUGGCCGCUUUCCUCGUAGCGAGCGUCAAUUUGGCAGACAAGGACCUGUCUAGGAGCUUACUGCAACACAUGCAGUCAGCACCCCAAGAUGCUCAGACCAUUCAUCAUUUGUGGUCAAUCCUGAAAGAGGCCCAGGAUAAGAUUACACGUGCCAAAGAUACACCGUCCGAGUCUAAUCAAGCAUCCAGCGGGCACGAUGACGAGCUUGCCAGGGAGGCAGAGAUCGUCCGGCUUCGUCGCGAAUAUGAACACGUCAAACGGCAGGGCGCCGACUACAAGACUCAGUAUGACCGCCUGCUCGAAAACCAUGCCGAGCUUGUUGAACGCCAGCGCAUGCUGCAACAAGAGAAGGAUGAUCUAGCAACAUUGGUGGAAAGUAGCAUGCUUGGCUCCGAGCAACAAGCUGGUCUGAGAAAGGAGUUGAAGGAGAAGAUCGACCUCAUUGACCAACUCGAGGCACAACUGCACGACACCAACCUAGAACUGCAUCGAGUCAAACAGGUGGCAGUAAAGCUCGAGGCCGAAGUAAAUGAGCUCACCAUACUCAAGGACGAGAACCAGGAAUUGAGGAUGCAGAACGAUGUUCUGAGCAAGAAGGCAAACGCUGCCGCUCAUCUCAAGCAAAAGCUGGAGAAACUCACCGGCCUGGAAAAAGAGAUCGUUGAUCUCCGAAAGGAGAAGAACGAGUUUUACGAGUCACAGAUGCAGUUCAUUAAUGCAGAGAAGGUCAUCGCGCAAUACAGGGCCGAGAGUGACUCGUAUGCGCAGAAAAUACAUGCCUACGAGGUUCAGGUACAUGAGUACCGCGAUCAGAAGACUGCCUGGACGCUGGAGAACCAGAGGUUGCAGAGGCAGAUCGAAUCCUUGGAUGUGAGGGCCAAACACGACGAGGAGCUCAUCAGAGAGCUACAGGAGAAGAACUUGCUGUCCGCGCCAGGUACGCCCUCGGCUCCUGCGCACCAGACUCUAAGUCUCGAGGACGAGCUCCGCGACACGAAUGAGCCGUCCUUAAAAGAUCUCGAGGUAUCCCGCCUCCAAGCCGAGAUCGCGCUUCUCAAGAGCAGUAUCGGCACCGAGACGGAGAAGGGCCAACUCCUCCAAGAAAUCGAGAACGAACGGGAGUCGCGCAGGGCUUUGCAGGACAAAUUCAACGAGCUCUUCGAGAAGCACACAGUCGGGGAACAUUCUUUGAGUGCACUCAUUAACAACAUGAGUGAUGAAGGGAACGAUGCCUACUCCAAUAUGCAGAAGCAGAUGCUUACUGAGGAGAACCGCGCCAACCAGCUAGCACGUGAACUUGAAGCCGCCCAGGCUGAGAUCAAGGACAAAGAGCGUGACGUGCUCGAAGCUCGUAGCGACCUCGAAGCUCUCACGAAAGGCGGACAAGACGUCCUUGCCGAGCUCAAACAGGCGGACGGCAUGCUGGCUGUCUCGUUGCGCUCCGAGCUUGACGCACUGCGCCGUAGCUAUAAGGACCUAAAGUCCAACUUCGACUCUAAGCUAGAGCAGUUGGUUACGGCCUUCAUCGAAAAGGAUAAGUUGCGUAAGGACAAUGAGACAGCCACUGCGGAGCUGCAGAAGGCUGCAGAUGGCCAGUACGUCGACCCGAAUGUGGUCAAGACUACCGAGAAGAUGGAGAAGCUGCGCGCUCGUUACAAGAAGCUGAGUGAGCAACUGGAAAAAUCCGAACAGAGUCGCCACGAGCUCGACAAAAUGCUCAAGGCCGUUCGUGACGGUACUGCCGGUGAUGCACAGAAAAUACAUCAAGAUCAAAUCAUCAAGAAUCUCCAGCGCGAGAACGCGAUGAUCGCGAGUGCUUGGUAUGAUUUGUCAAACCGGCUGCAGAGCAACCACGUCGUGCUGCAGAGGCGGAACGAUGCGCCUAAGAGCUGGCUCAACAAACAGAGGCAAAUGGUCAACGGUGAGAUCCACCCGCUCCUUUGGCAACACUGA
Messenger RNA from Pseudomassariella vexata, 2247 nucleotides. RefSeq lists its product as uncharacterized. Bases 1 to 2247 code for a protein of 748 amino acids. The transcript is spliced from 5 exons. NCBI's taxonomy places the organism in Eukaryota, Fungi, Ascomycota, Sordariomycetes, Amphisphaeriales, Pseudomassariaceae. The record is from RefSeq and is a predicted model, not a curated record.